AUGAGCAUUGAGCGCGACCAUAUCAAAGUUAAAAGAGUGAGCCUAAACCUUCAUUCAAGGAGCUUCAGUGAAAAUAAUGAAAGCACGUCUUCUUUAGUAUCGUCUGUUCUUCCGCGGGGAAGAAGCAUUAGCGACUCUAUGUUCUCUGUGGUGCGGAUCAAGACUGACGAAAGCGAAGCAAGCGAAUUCGGGGAUAAAGAUCACUUGGAGACUGGAAAUGAAAAUAACCAUGGCUUUCCGAGUCUCAAGACGUCAUCUUUUUACUCUACGUUAGAUACAUAUCAAGAAGAAAUUCCUAGAGAAGAUCUCUCAGAGAAAACUAAUAGGGACUUAGACGUUUGGAGAUUUCGAAGCGGGAGUGACUCUUUGGUAUUUUCUUCCCUCACUGAUCAAUCAGACUCACAGCUUUUAAAGGCGACAGGGCACCCACUAUUUUCAUUUUUAAGAGAACAAUCAUCAGAAGCGCUUAAAUGCAACAGCCACGAGGAAAAUAAUAGUCAAGAAUCCUCGGUUUGGAAACGCCGUUCUCGAACAGUAUCCUUUUCUAGUCACUCUCUCUUGUGUUCGGCGAUAUCACAAGACGAUGUUGAGGAGCUAAGCAACUUGAUUGACCGUGAAAAACUGGACCUCAAUCUCCCGGAUGAAUUUGGAAACACUUUGCUUCACCGCGCAGCAAUGGAUGGAAGCUACCGCUGCCUCAAUUUUCUUCUCUCGCGCGGCGCUGAAGUCGACGUCACUGAUAAUAGAGGCUGGACUCCGCUUCACGAUACGGUGUUUCAUGGGCAUACCCGCUGUGCCGUUUUUCUUAUUAUCUCAGGCGCUGACGUAGAGGCCGAGACAAGUGAUUUUCUCAAACCAAUUGAAAUGGCCGAAGACGAUGAGAUGAUUUUAGUGAUCGGAAGGGCAAUGUCAAUGAAUAGUGGUGAAAAGUCCAAAAAUUGUAAUUACGAUAAAGAAACGUUAGUUUAAUGGUGACUCAGUUUAGAACGAAUCUCAAAAACUUCCUGUACACUAAUCCUGAAUUUCGCUAACUUCCGCAAACGUAUUAAACUUUUGAAAUGACGAAAGUUUUUAACUGGAACAAGAGAGUUAACAUUUCUUUUUCCUUUUUUAAUUUCUGUAUAAAAUCUUAUAAAGUCAAAUAACAAAUGAACAAAAACAAAAAUGAUUCUAGAAAUAACACGUGACUUAUACUCGCAAAAUAAAGACAUGGACAUAACUACAAGAGCUAAUGACCUGGUGACUAGAAUCAGGAGCCCAUCAAUUUGAUGGGCUCAUGCUAGGAUCAAAUUUCUCCUUUUAUUAAUAGACCAUCUCCGUGUUCCAAAAACCCUCACUUUCAAAAUGAGGUUAAGUGCAAAACUUUUCAUGUGAAAAUGAAUUUUAUUUGCAUGAGAAUAGAAAAUGAUUUUCAUAUCAAUGGGUGUGCACUUAGUCUCGCUUGAAACAGAGGCUUGGACCAACUUGGGAAUUGCCUAAGAUUAACUUUACUGCACUGAGUUAUAUCCUAUCUACUUUGCUAUCACAGACAGAAUACAACGUAUAUGUAGAAAAAAAAUGUGGCAAUUUUCCUCUCUUUCAGCAAGCCAGUCUGAAUGGCGUGGUAACUAGAAGAAUAAAAUCGGAAGUCAGCAUGUAAAGGCGUACUUUUACGUUCAUUCCAUUUUAGUCCAUUUAUCCUCUCACCUCGCCCAUUGAUCCCAACCAAUGACGACGGACCCAGAUUACCAGGAACCUCUGGAUAAACAUCCAGUCAGAUAGACCAUGAAAAUGGGGUUUAAGCACCUGCUAUUUUGAAAAAUGUAUGGUUUCUUUUUCGUCCCUAUCUAAUCUGUGUGUAAGGUUGGUGGAGAGCAAGGCCAGCAACGGCAGGGCAUAAAUUGAAUUUAAUGUAUGUAUUUUGUAGGACACAGUUUUCUUUGCCUAUGCCUGUCACUCUAAUGGGCGGAGCCAGCCUUUUGAUGGGAUAGCAGCUCAGAGAAGCCCUUUGCUGAUCUCUUAAACUUUCCGAUAGUGAAUAGACGGUCUUGGAAAAAUAAUGUACGGACCAGGAACUCUUUAUAAAGAGUUUUGCCGAUGGUAGAAAGGAAAUGUUACUUACAGCAAAGAAAAUUGAUGUUUUUGAAAAGGAAGAAAGGAAUUCAGUUUCUAUAGGGAUUCAUUAGAGAUAAGUUAUGAAUGUCCGUUCAAUUGUUUAGCUUUUAAAGGCGGUAAGGUUCAAAGAGAGAAGGAACCAAAGGCUGGACUCUUUUCAAAAGCAGCGUCGGCUUGUUAAAACAAGAGCUAACAAUAGAUUAGCGAGUGUAAGAACAAAAGUCACCUUUUAAAAAGUUUACAAUGAUUUUGCAUUUACUAAGGUUGAGAGACUUAAAAACGCAUGCAAUUUUCUCAUGAUCUUGGGAAAGAUAUGAUAGGCUUUUUUCAUCCGCUACGGAUAUAAAUCUUACGUUAGUUUUGAAUGAGACCAGGAAAAAUCUUUAGGAAAGGCUUUUUGUUGCUGAACAAAAAAACAACAAAUGAAACAGAGACGUAAUCAAUUUAUUUACCUAAAUUCGCACAUACUUACAUUAAAUGUCUUUAAGAAAAUGAAACACAAUCAAAGAGGAUGAUGUUUUUGGUAGUUACACAAAUGAAAAGUACAAACGUUCCGUGAUCAAAGGCCUUUUCACAUAAAUCACAAACGUCUUAAGUCAUCAGGAAACUUUUACAGUGAAUAAGCGAUUAAAGUUAACCCAAGGGAUUUACGUCAGUACCAUAACAAUGUAGUCACAGGAACCGAAAUUCUGUAGGUAUUUGUUUGCGAAACAAAAUCGUCUCUAGCUGUACAGUUAUAUAACAUGUCCUCGACAGGAGAUUUGUCACACCUGCUCAAUUUUGCUUAGGAAACGGCAGCGCUGAUAGUUCAAGUUGCCCUUGGCGUACCGGUCGUGACGACAUUGCCGGACUUAAGCUUGUUGUCGUCAUAGGAAGAUCAUUGCAAAGAAAACCAAGGUGCUAACUACGGGCAUUGAUAUCAAUUGUUUGAAGAUGUUUGCUCUGCACCGAGCAUGCGAAGAAGGCAAUUUAAUUUUAGUGUCAAUAUUGCUGGAGAAGGGAGUGAAUGUGAACGCUAAAGAUAAACAAGGUAGAACACCAUUACAUAUUGCGUCGAAAAUAGGGGAUAAACUAUUAGCGGAGCUCCUGUUUCAGCGAGGUGCGGACAUUUGUUGCAAGUCAGCGCGCGGUAAAAUUCCUUUAGACUGUAGUCAUGAUGAGGAAAUGACUUUACUCCUUGUACAAAUGAUGGCACGCACGGGAAAAGCUCAACUUGCAAAAGAACGUUUACAGUUUGAAGAGUUAACGGAAAAGGCCAGACAAAAAGUCGCCAAACAAUUAGACAUAAAAUCAAGUCGGAAAAAGUCCAUUCCAUUCUCUCAGUUAUUAGGCAAGCGACCCAUUGCUAAUCUUUUGGGAUUUAGAGAGCCUGAUUCAAGGCUAUCAAGCCUAUCCAACGUGUCCGACUGUAGCAGGUUCAGCGAAGCCGAAUCGGGCUUUUGCGAGAUGGACAAGUCUCCUGAUAGUAUUUCAAUGGAGUCUGUGCAAACAGACGAGUCCAUUUCAAGUGGAUUCAUGUCAGUCGAUGAUGAGUCAACGACGCAUCUUACCAGGCGUGCAACAACGGCGCUUACCAAACAAGAGUUUGCUGCCUUAAAACGCUCUCCUUUCAUGCCGCGAAGUCGCGCCAUCUCGGAACCACCUCCAAAGAGGACAGUCAAACGCUCGUCAACAUGGAAUAUUACGCGAACGCAAACAGGCACGUUUCCGCGUUCCGUUUUAAGAAACCGCAUCUACAAGAGCGUGACGUUUCCAGCUGAUAUUCUGCUAGACAUCGCAAUAAAAAACGACGACUUCGUUGAGACGUGUCAUCUGAUAAAAUCACGAAAAGUUGACUUUAAUCGAGUCGGGUGUAACGGCCUGACUCCUCUCCAUCGCGCUGCCAUCGAGGGAAGCUAUGAAUGUCUUCAGUUACUGAUCGAUCUCGGAGCAAACGUGAAUGUCAAGGACGAAUACGGAUGGACACCUUUGCAUGACGCCGUGUUUCACGACCAUGUCAGCUGUGCAGUAGUCUUAAUAAACGCUGGAGCGGCUUUGGAAGCCGAAACGGACGAUUUUUGGACGGUACUUGAAAUGGCGGACAGUGAUAAAAUGAUCUUUACGAUUGGAAGAGCGUUAGUUGUUAAAAACAGCGAUGGGGACAAACGUGAACUAAUGUACUGGGAAGAUCAAGUAUUUGAACCUGUCUUUGAUCCUUACAGAGAAACAUGUGUAUAA
Porites evermanni is the source of this 4311-nucleotide messenger RNA. Lineage: Eukaryota; Metazoa; Cnidaria; Anthozoa; Scleractinia; Poritidae. The record is from the annotation of a GenBank genome assembly.